GAAACUGAAGGCGCAUCUUUCGGAUGUUGUGUCUACUUUUUCGAGUUCUUACUUUAGGCGUUUUCGUUGCAUGAAUGCAUCGUAAAUAUGGAUUCUGUUAGCACGCGCUUACUCCGAGAUGUGCAGACCUGCAAUUUAGCUGGCAGUCAAGGGUUAAGUAUGAAUCAGGUUGCAGAUGCGGAUAAUGUUCCUACGCAGAUGGUCGAUAAAUGUCAACGAGUCAAGAUGUGGCAGCAAACUAAUUAUCUUUCAGAUUCUGGCAUUCACAGUGCUGUUGGGACUCAUACACCAAGUAUUAGUAGCAAGGUAGAAUGUGAUGACGCCGAAGCAGACGAUCGUUAUUUAACUCAAAAACCAGGUCAUUUACCUCAGUGGUCAUCUUUUCCACUUUCUGUUAACCCGUCGGACUCUUGCCUUUUGUCUCCAGCUACACCUAGUACAAGUAGCAUUCUAGGUGUUGACUCCUUAAGCGAUGUUGGUGGCUCCCACUCUGCAAGUAACGUUGAUCUACGAGGAAACAAGCUACCAGAAAUUGAUACCGAUGAGGCUGCAGGAGCCAUACCAGAACUUGUCAAACUGAUCAAAGAUGAAGAUGAUCAGGUUAUUAUUUACCAGUCAUCAAUGAUGGUUUUUCAAUUGAGCAAGUCGGAAGCAAUCGAUGCCCUUAUCAAAUCGAGAGACAUGAUAGACUGUAUUAUAUCCGCUCUGGACCGAACAGAAGAUCCAGAAACAGUUCGUUUUCUUGCUGGUACAUUAUAUAACAUUUCUCAGAUGCAACCUGGGCUUAAGGCAAUAUUUGCCGCACAAUGUAUCCCCUGUCUUGUUAAGCUUUUGAAUUCUCCUGUAGAAUCAGUUUUGUUCUAUGCAAUAACGACGUUACACAAUCUUCUACUUCAUCAAGAUGGAGCAAAAGCCGUUGUAAGACAGAGUGGGUGUUUACAAAAGAUGACUGCCUUAUUGCGGAAAAAUAAUAUUAAGUUUCUCACCAUAUGCACUGAUUGUCUACAAAUACUGGCUUAUGGUCAUCAGGAAAGUAAACUGCAAAUUCUUUGCAGCGGGGGGCCCGUAGAACUGGUUCGGAUAUUAAGAACAUAUCAGUAUGAAAAGUUACUUUGGACCACGGCUCGAGUUCUCAAAGUGUUAAGCGUGUGUGCGUCUAACAAGCCGGCUAUUAUUGUUGCUGGAGGAAUGGACGCUUUAGCAAAGCACUUACAUAGUUCAAGUCACCGGUUAGUAUUGAACUGCCUUUGGGCACUUCGCAAUUUAUCCGAUGCUGCGACAAAAAUGGAUAAUCUCCAGCCUUUGUUGCACUCAUUGGUCCGUUUAUUGGAUUGUGGUGAUAGCAGUAUGAUUACAUGCGCAGCCGGAAUCCUCUCCAAUCUAACGUGCAAUAACCACGCAAAUAAAUUUGUCGUUUUUAAGAUGGGUGGAGUAGAGGCGCUUUUGCGUGCGGUCAGUCAACCUGCUGUCAAAGAAGAUAUCCUAGAACCAUGUAUGUGCGCAUUGAGGCAUUUAACAAGUCGUCAUGAAGAGGAAGAAACAGCAAGACAUGCCUUGGUCCAUGAACUCAACGGUUUGCCGAUAAUCGCUCGAGUUUUACAUGCAGCAACUGCUGGUAUUUGUCCUGAUCUUGGUUUAGUCUGUCAACAUCCUCAGAAUCCGGUGGUAUCGUGGAUGCUUGUUAAAGCUAUGGUUGGCCUUUUGCGCAAUCUGUCUGUCACCUUAGAUAGUCAUUAUGGUAUGCGUGAAUGUGGGCUUGUCACCGGUUUGUUUUUACUACUUUAUGCAACGCAAUAUGAAAUAAUUAAACGUUCUGUUUCUGCCACUCAUCCAACAUUCUCAACGGUAGUGCAAAGUGUUAGACUCGAGGAGAUUGUGGAAGGGAUUUGUGGUGCACUUCAUAUGCUAGCGAAAGAUCAUGCUACUCGGUCAUAUCUAGCUCUUCUAAAGGCUCCAGCUUUAAGUAUAACUCCAAGUAUUCAAUCUGGCUCUUCUGGUCUUGCGAUAUUCGUCGAACUUCUCCAUUCGCCUCAUGAGUCCAUCCAGCGUGCCGCAGCAGGCGUCCUCGCAGAGGUUUCACAGGAUCGUGAUGGCCUUGAGGCUUUAGCUACCUUACCUGGAGCAGGCUCAAGGUUCGAUGAACUGGUUCGCUCUAGGAACGAAGCUAUCUCAACUUAUGCAUCUGCAGUAGUCAUCCGACUAGCUGAAGAGCGUAGGGGUAUAGGCAGCAACCCGUACAUUUUUUCAUCUCAUAUAGAAUCGCUAAAUACCCCACCUUUACCAAUGGAUACAGGGGAAGUUUAUCAUGUGCCUACUGUUCAUCAUCCGGGGGGCACUUUGCAUCCUGAAAUGCCUUCAUUAACUCAUCAUGGGAGUUGGAACCAUGGUCCCUUACAGACUCAUCCUCUAGAAUCUGGAAACACAUGUGGUAGUCCUUCCAACUCGUUGAUGGAGAUGCUUGGACCAUUUCCACCUGGUUGCAAGGGUAAAUAGUUUGUUUAGUUAUCAUUUUAUGUACUCGAUCAUAACUGUUGUCUUUACUUAACGCUGAAACUUAGUUGUGGUUGGUAUUAAUUUGAUUUUUCGUUUCCUGAUGGAUCUCAUUGUACUAAUAUAAGGUAUGGCGACUUUGAUACACUUUUGCACCACGUCAUAUAUUGUUUGUGCUUACUUGUUACAUCUCGUGUAGGCUUGGCUAUAAAAGUUUUAGCAGGCAAGUUUACGUUUUCUAAAGGUUUGUAAACGUUACUUAUUUUCGACCCAGUGCUAAACCAUAAUUGUUUUCAUUGUUGAUUUCCCCGGCAUGGAAACAUAAGUCUUAAUAAUGUUAUAGUCCACACUGUUUCUGUCUGCCACUACAGGCUUAUCUCCUUAGUUCUCAAUUAUAGUAACUAGUUUUCCAUUAAUCCUAUCUGAGAGAUGGGGAUCUGUAUUUAAGAAUAAUGAAUUAUUUGAUUCAUUGAUAGAAAGUCAACAAAAAACAAGCUGUAUUUGUGCCUAUUUAAAAUUAGGAAACGUAUUAAUAAUAAUUAUGUCACUACUUUUAAAAAUGGAGUUAAAUUUUUUAACGAUUGUUCUAAAUGACAUACAUGUUCCGAAAUCGGAAUCACUGUUACUUUGAUUGAAAUUACUUCCGUAAAAAGUGAGUUAGCAUGUGAACCGUUUUAAUAUAUGAUUUCCAUACGAAAAUGAGAUGGGAUUUCUGACCGUAUAGAGUGUAUAUUCUGAGAUAGUUUGUACGGAAAUCACUCAAAGUUGAUGCAAAUUUGGAAGUCAUUUGUUUUUAAAGUAAUUGUGUAGUUAUGCUGUCAUAAUUGUUAGUUUUUUUUAUCUCCUUGUCAAUUUAGGUUCUGUGUGCAAUGAUUGUUGCUCUUACUGGGGUGAUUGUGAUCCUCCUGGGACUUGCUCCGAUCCAAAUUGUAUUUAUAAUGGCAAUAAUAAUCAAUCAUCUGGAACGUACUCUGAAUUGCAACCAGUAAAAUUAUACCACAACAUACGCUCACCAAGUCGUACUGGAUUUGUGGGUUGUGGAAAUACAUAUUCUGUGGGGCCAACAUUUGUGUCUUCAUCUGUUCAGAAUAUUGACAAUACUCACCAGUUACAGGGAUCUAAUCCCGUUUUGCCCACUGGAAUGAGUGUGGUGCCUCGCAGGUCAUGUGUCGGAAGUAUAAGUUCAAGUGGUUACUUAAGUCCGGGUGGUGAUAUGUUUUUAAAUCCUUCACCUUCAGAAUACAAGCCGUUUCAUGAAGAUAACCAAGGUAUCUUGAGACCAUCACUUUUAGAUCAACAAACACACGCUGCUUCAAUUUCUUCACCUGCAAUACCUUCACGAACUGUUAGUGCUGGUUAUCUUAGUCCCGAUUUAAUGGCUUUAGAAGAAACCGAUCCUGAUUGGUUUGGAGGCCCUGCCGUAAUGUGAAUCUUUCUUUUUUUGUAGACGAAAGUUAGACUUAAUUUUUAGUCUUUUUUAAAAUACUGGUGCCUCUAGGCUUUCAACUUGAAAGCCACUUCUUUUUCUUGUUGCAAUAAACUUACAGCAGUUGGUUUUCUUCUUUCUGACCCAUUGUUACACACAAGUGCAUCUAUUCAUGAGUAUGAUUACAAAGGGAAAAAAUCAAAUGUCUGUUUUUUCUUUCUCCAAGCAAUUGUAUGUUAAGCUUUUCGAUUUUCGAUGGAAUGUUUUAUUUUGAAGAUUUUUUAUACGGAAUAUGAAUUCCAGUUGCCUUUUUAAUUUACAGUUGCUAUAGUUGGAUAAAUAAUAUGAUGUUAUGUGAUUGGUGCGUUUGUCUACUUUCUCAUCGCAUAUUGAAAUAUAGAUCAAAUUUUCUACACAACUAAAUAAACACUGAUUAAAGAAUUGAACAAGAAAAAAGCAACAUGAUAUAAUUUAGGUAAGUAGGUACUUUUGUUAUACCUUUCGUUAUUCUUGAUGGAAAGUUGAAUAGCUCAUCAAUGUGUUGUUUGUCUUAAUUUGUUUUUGCUUUUUUUGAUUAUAACUAACUUACUGUUGAGUGAUCUACCGUUAUUUCGAUUGUCUUUUUUAAAAAAUAUUGAGUAGCCUACACUAUACAUAAUAUUGAAACACAUUUUAAAACAUUAAAAACUUUUACUAAGCUUAUUCUUACUUUUUACUACUCUGCACACCACUUUUAGCGCCAUCAUCAUUUUAUUUCUUACUUUUGAAUGCCACUAAUCAACAAAUACACAUGCAUACUUAUACACUUUUUAUCACUCCAGCGGCAUUAUUUAUGUUAUUACUAUUAAUCAUAUUUGUUUGUCCUUUUCCCAGUUUUGACUGUUUUUGCUUUUUCUCUAAAUAAUUAUGAUUACGAUCACUAGUUCACACAGAGCACCUUGUUCUGGAUAUAAACAUUAUUAUUUCA
Molecule: messenger RNA, 4883 nt
Organism: Schistosoma margrebowiei
Lineage: Eukaryota; Metazoa; Platyhelminthes; Trematoda; Strigeidida; Schistosomatidae
Source: the annotation of a GenBank genome assembly